CACAAACAAACAGACCCGGCGGUCCUCCCAAAAAAAUAAAAAAAAAUAAAACAUGGCUCGACUCUCAGCGCUCGGCAUGGCCAUCACUGUGCACUCGGUUUUGGGCAUUUCGUACUACUUCUUGCUCGGAAAGUGCUCGCCGGCGCCUCUGCUGGGCAGUUGGCUGUUCGUCGCCUGCAUUGUGGCCAUCCUGCAGGCCGUUCACAUCGUUCCCCAAUGGAGCCCCAACUCAUCCAUCCUGUUCGAGCUGCUCAUCGAGACGACGAUCUGCUGCCUGACACUGGACUUAAUGCUCACCAAGCUCUGGUGCCGCAUAGAGAGCUUAUGCCAUUGCGCCAUUGUGGGCGUGCUUCAGGCCUACGUCACCGAGGAGCAGACCUUUGCCGCCUGCGAGUACUGGCUGUUGGGUACGACGACCACCGUCAUUGCCAGCUGCCUGCUGUGGUUCACCUUGUGGGCCACCGCACUACCCACCAAAAUGCGCGUCACCUACGACGAAUGGCGGGAGCGAAUCUCGCGCUCCUUCCAGCGAAAUCUGACAUAUCUGGUAUUUGGACCGGUUGAGGGCGGCAUGCCACGUGUUGAGCAAAACGAUGCAAGUGCCAUAAGCUUCGCGGAAUGAGGUGGACUUCUGGAAACUGAAAAUCUAAAAUUCAAGUAGCUGAAAGGAAAUAAAAAUUUAUUAAUUAACUCA
Scaptodrosophila lebanonensis is the source of this 694-nucleotide messenger RNA. RefSeq lists its product as uncharacterized. The record is from RefSeq and is a predicted model, not a curated record. The transcript has a single exon. NCBI's taxonomy places the organism in Eukaryota, Metazoa, Arthropoda, Insecta, Diptera, Drosophilidae. Bases 53 to 622 code for a protein of 189 amino acids.